Messenger RNA from Prorocentrum cordatum, 366 nucleotides. Lineage: Eukaryota; Dinophyceae; Prorocentrales; Prorocentraceae. The record is from the annotation of a GenBank genome assembly.
AUGGACAAGGGGUUCGGCUCUGGAGGCGACGUCAGGACUCCAGACGCGAGGAUCCAGCGCGCCCUCGGCCUCAACAUGUCCGCGUUCUCCUUCGUGCAGCGCGAGGACGACGCCGAGCUGGCCAAAGAGCUGGGCCACCAGGCGAAGCUCGCCGCCGAGGACAAGACGGCCGAGGACCGGAGCCGAGACUGGAUCUGCAUGCGCUCCAACGCCCAGGGGGAGGCCUGCAGCUCGCGGAACUUCGUGCGGAACGAGAAGUGCUACAAGUGUGGGGGCUUGCGGCCCAGCGGGGGCGUCACCGUGCGGACGCAGAAGGACGUCAACCAGGGCAAGGGCUGCCGGCUCGACGGCCACAAGUACCGCUGA